CAAUUGGAAUAUCAUCGUCGAACGUGAGACAUUAUCUUGACAACCACAAUAUACUCAAGAUGUUGUCCCGUCGUAUGCUUUCUCGCGACGAGGAAGCUGCCAUAGGCGAGGAGAAAGAAGUUCGACGGGAAGAUCAAGAGAAAAUCAAUCGAUUCAGCCGUUUGCACUCACGUGAGAAAGGCCUCGAAGAGGACCUGAAGUUGAAGCAAGACAAGGAAGACCUCGAAGAAAUCUCAAGCGAACUUGAGCUUGCCGAUGAAGAUGUGAAAGUCCCGUACAAAAUUGGGGAUUCAUUCUUCAACCUUCCCCUGGAGGAAGUACAAGAGCUCCUCGCAGCGUCGGUUACUCAGAUCGAAAGUGAGGUCACAGCUACAGAAGAAAAGCUGGGCGAACUACGCGAGGAGAUGACAACUCUGAAGACUGCGUUGUAUGGUCGAUUUGGUCGAAGUAUCAACCUCGAAGCAUGAGAGCUGCUCAUGGACUGCAGCGGCUGCGCCU
This is a messenger RNA of Dissoconium aciculare CBS 342.82, 498 nucleotides long. RefSeq names its product prefoldin subunit 4. Lineage: Eukaryota; Fungi; Ascomycota; Dothideomycetes; Mycosphaerellales; Dissoconiaceae. Gene Ontology annotation, biological process: protein folding. Gene Ontology annotation, cellular component: cytoplasm; prefoldin complex. The record is from RefSeq and is a predicted model, not a curated record. Bases 60 to 467 code for a protein of 135 amino acids. The transcript is spliced from 4 exons.